Bombus impatiens (common eastern bumble bee) is the source of this 1216-nucleotide messenger RNA. RefSeq lists its product as uncharacterized. The coding region runs from base 85 to 657 and encodes 190 amino acids. The transcript has 2 exons. NCBI's taxonomy places the organism in Eukaryota, Metazoa, Arthropoda, Insecta, Hymenoptera, Apidae. The record is from RefSeq and is a predicted model, not a curated record.
CUUAAGUACGAACAUUAAAUAUAAAAGGUAUAUAAACAAUUGGUAUACUUAAUGCGGAUAACAACACACUUCAUUUAGCCCUUCAUGUGCUGUGAAAUAUCAGAAGGGAUACCAAAUAAAAAGAAACACGAUGCGCCAGAAUCAGUCAAUACACCACCAAAGACGGAAAAGAAAAAAGUAGAAGUAACUGAGAAAAUCGACAUCUAUUAUUUCGAUCAUGGGAACUCUGCAUAUUAUCAAACGACGGAUUCACCGCCGAUAUUAGCGACCGAGAAAUGCGCCGAGAAAACCGACCAAGCAGCGACUCGCUUUUGGGCCGAGAUAUUUGGGACUAUUCAUAUCGGCACUGCUUUCAUCACAGCGUUUAUUCUACAAUUGGUUCGAUUUAUACUUUACAGUAUAAUCCGACCGCUGACUGUGGGCAUCUUGCAAUUGUUGGCGGACUAUUUUAUAAAACCACUAUUGUCGAUUGUGUUUAAUGCCCUGAUACAGCCUGUAUUGAUAUUGUUAUACAAUAUUGCAACGUCUUUCAAGGAUCUUUGCGAGCCUAUCGCAGAAGCGAUAGGGCUGUUCCUACGGGAGAUUGCACACGUGUGUGCGGCGAUUCGAAUCGUCGAGGUGAAACAGGGUACCGCUCCCUCGGUUGCUUGCACUUGAUGAUCGAAUAGAAGAAAGUGCGAAUUCUCAAUGACGAAGAAGGGAAUAAGGUAUCAAAAACUCAUAAUUCCUUCUUACGUACGACUCGUAAAAAAAUAGCACCAUGCAAAUGUUGGUUUAGGGAAGUAGCUUCGGAAUCUCUGUUCCCAAACUAUUUUAAUUGUAUACCUCUCUACCCUGUACUGUAUCUGUUUUUCAUUGUUUAAGGUUCAGAGGUGAAAAAACUAUUAUAUCUAGGUGAUUGACAUUAUCUUGGUAUUUGAACGAUUAUGAAGGAAUCGAGGUAAAACUGAACCGUGAUUAAAUAGAGUAAAACAAAUCUAACCCAUUAAGAUCCAAGUGUGUUUGCUAAGUACAGGCCUUUCUAUUAGGCAUUGUUAUUUAGAAUAUCUACAAGGCAAUAUUUAGAAAGAGGAAAGAACGUUGCGUUCUCUUGAACUUGCGAGAUUCCAAAAUUCUUUAAACAGCAGAUAUUGUAUCGACUUAAAAAAGGAUUUUGUUGGAUCCCAAAGGGUUAAGAAGUAACUAAAUCCUUUUAUCACAUGUGCUUAUAAAAAAA